This is a messenger RNA of Plasmodium malariae, 282 nucleotides long. RefSeq names its product mitochondrial import inner membrane translocase subunit TIM8, putative (gene TIM8). The record is from RefSeq and is a predicted model, not a curated record. The coding region runs from base 1 to 282 and encodes 93 amino acids. The transcript has 3 exons. Lineage: Eukaryota; Apicomplexa; Aconoidasida; Haemosporida; Plasmodiidae.
AUGGAUGAAGAGAUAAAAGGAGAAAAUGCGGACAACUUUUUAACGCAAUUAAACAAAUUAAACAAAAUAAUAUCCUCCUUUAAGGAAAACUGCAAAAUAGCAUCCUACUGCUUCGAUAAGUGCGUUAGUUACCCGGAAAAAAGUUUAAGCAACAGUAACAAGAAGUGCAUAUGGAACUGUACGCAAAGAUACUUGGAGUGUAAUCAUUUUAUAAAAAAUAGAUCAAAAGAUAGUGAUACAUUAGCUAGUUUAAAUUUAUUAGAUGAAUUUAUAAACAAGUAA